CUCCAAUUCUCAGGGCUCUGUUUCUCUCCCGACGGCGUUCCUCGUAUCUGUAAUUUCCUCAAUCCUCCCGAACUCUCCUUAUUUCCAAACACCAUACUCCACAAAAACCCACUCAAAGAUUUGGGUCACACAAAUUUUCUGUAACUUCAUCUGAAUCCCUCUCUUCAUCUCGCUCCAUUUAGGUUUUCCGUUUUUUAAAAGAACCCAUUUUUCGAAUCAAUUCCCCCACUUCUGCGGGGAGCUGGGGAAGUGACGCCGGUGAGAAAUUUCCCAGGAAGCGAAAGAGGAGGGCAAGAAAUAUAUUGGGUUUCUUCUGUUUUCUAUUUUGUCGGCCGUGGAUAUUAAAAACACGCACCUACGAAGCAAUUCUUUUGAAAUUACCGUUUUUUAAAUUAAAAAAAAUAUAUAUAUUACCGUUGGAAUUGUUCCCGCGAUGGUGGCUCAGGUAGAGCACCACCCACAACAGCAAGAGCCUGCUUUAGACCAUGUAGAGAAGGCCAAGUCUCUGAUCUCGGCCCUUAAUUUGGUCUCUCGAAACCUCCCUCUCCCUCCUGACCUGUUUGAAGCUGUUUCUUCCGUCUAUUUUGGCGAAGAGGAAGGUGAAAGGGAGGCCUUUGACGAUGGGGCCGAAGGUAGCGUUGGAUCUGAUCAGAUACCAGUGGCUCCGAAGGGAUUGGAUGAUUCGGGAAGUCUUGUGGAGGGGAAUUUGUUGAGUGAAUUUGAAAAUGCACUAUCAAGACAGCGACCAAAAUGCAUGUCAGGUUCGGGAUUGAGAGAAUCAAGAGAAAACCGUUACCAGAGCCACAUUCAGCAUCGCUUGAAAGAACUUGAAGAAUUGCCUUCAAGUAGAGGUGAGGAUCUGCAGAUGAAGUGCUUGCUUGAAUUGUAUGGCCUAAAGUUAGCAGAGUUGCAAAGCAAGGUUCGGUCUGAUGUGAGUUCUGAGUAUUGGCUUCAUGUCAACUGUGCAUAUCCCGACAGGCAAUUGUUUGACUGGGGCAUGGCACGAUUACCUUUUCCAUCAUAUGGUAUCUUUGUUCCUUUCACCACAGAAAUUGAUGAUCAAGCCAGGAAGAAACGAGAUUACGAGAGAUUGUCACGGUUAAGAGAGGAGGAAAAGAGCCAAAUAGAGAAUAGAAAGAAGAAAUUCUUCUUAGAAAUUGUUAAUGCAUUCCGUGAUUUCCAGCUGCAAAUUCAAGCAUCUCAAAAGCGUCGAAAGCAAAGGAAUGAUGGCAUCCAGGCAUGGCAUGGAAGGCAAAGGCAACGUGCUACACGGGCAGAGAAACUAAGGUUCCAGGCCCUUAAGGCUGAUGAUCAAGAAGCAUACAUGAGAUUAGUAAAGGAGAGCAAGAAUGAACGGUUAACCAUGCUUCUUGAAGAAACAAAUAAGCUCCUUGUUAAUUUGGGAGCUGCUGUUCAACGACAGAAAGAUGCUAAACAUUCAGAUGAAAUCAAAGAUUUAAAAGAUUCCGAAGUAGAUUCCCCUGAGAUGGAUGCUUCCAAGGAUGGAACCCCUCAAGAUUCACUUCCUGAGGAAGAUAUUGAUGAUGACUCCGGUGAUUUGCUUGAAGGUCAGAGGCAGUAUAACUUGGCUAUUCACUCAAUUCAGGAGAAGGUAACUGAGCAGCCAUCCAUGCUUCAAGGUGGAGAAUUAAGACCAUACCAGUUAGAAGGGCUUCAGUGGAUGGUUUCCUUGUUUAAUAACAAUCUUAAUGGAAUAUUAGCUGAUGAGAUGGGCUUAGGAAAAACAAUACAAACUAUUUCAUUGAUUGCAUAUCUUGUGGAGAACAAAGGUGUUACGGGGCCACAUUUGAUAGUGGCUCCUAAAGCUGUACUGCCAAAUUGGAUCAACGAAUUCUCGACUUGGGCUCCUAGUAUUCAUGCUGUUCUUUAUGAUGGACGUCUAGAUGAGAGAAAGGCACUGAGGGAAGAAUUAUCAAGGGAUGGAAAGUUUAACGUGUUGAUCACCCACUAUGACCUUAUUAUGAGAGACAAAGCAUUUUUGAAGAAAUUCCACUGGUUAUACAUGAUUGUUGAUGAAGGGCAUCGGUUAAAGAAUCAUGAGUGUGCUCUUGCACGGACACUUAUUUCCGGUUAUCGGAUUCAACGCCGACUCUUAUUGACUGGGACUCCAAUACAGAACAGUUUACAGGAAUUGUGGUCGCUGCUUAACUUUCUCCUUCCAAACAUCUUCAAUUCAGUAGAAAAUUUUGAAGAGUGGUUUAACGCUCCCUUUGCAGAUCGUGGUGAUGUUUCUCUUACAGAUGAAGAAGAGCUAUUGAUUAUUCGUCGUUUGCAUCAUGUUAUAAGGCCAUUCAUAUUGAGGAGGAAAAAGGAUGAGGUAGAGAAAUUUCUUCCUGCUAAAUCCCAGGUUAUACUGAAAUGUGAUCUCUCGUCAUGGCAGAAAGCCUACUAUCAACAGGUUACAGACUCAGGCAGAGUUGGGCUAGAUACUGGUACUGGGCGUUCAAAGAGCCUACAGAAUCUUACCAUGCAACUGAGGAAGUGUUGUAACCAUCCCUACCUCUUCAUAGAUAGAGAAUACAACUGGUGGCAGAAAGAGGAGAUUGUCAGAGCAUCAGGGAAAUUUGAGCUUCUUGAUCGGUUACUACCAAAACUUCGACGAGCUGGCCACAGAGUGCUGCUUUUCUCCCAAAUGACACGUUUAAUGAACAUUCUUGAAAUAUACUUGAGACUCAAUGAUUUUAAGUAUCUUAGACUUGAUGGUACUACAAAAACAGAGGAAAGAGGGACUUUGCUAAAGAAAUUUAAUGAACCAGACUCUCCCUACUUCAUGUUUCUAUUGAGCACCCGUGCUGGAGGUCUUGGGCUGAAUUUACAAACAGCAGAUACUGUCAUCAUUUUUGAUAGUGAUUGGAAUCCCCAAAUGGAUCAACAGGCAGAAGAUCGGGCCCAUCGUAUAGGACAGAAAAAGGAAGUCAGGGUUUUUGUACUGGUUAGUGUGGGAUCAAUUGAAGAGGUAAUUUUAGAGCGUGCAAAGCAGAAGAUGGGUAUUGAUGCCAAGCUUAUGAAAAUUAAAAAAGAUAAUUGGUAGAGAUUUAAAGUGCCAAGGAUGCAGUACUGAAAAAAUAAAGUUUAGGGACGAUUUGGGUCUUUUUGAAGUUAAAGGAUGAACUAAGUUUAAAAAUGAAAGUUUAGGGACCAAAUUGGGCAUUAAACCAAUGAAUUUCAAUACCCAUCAAUCACAUGCAUUUGGCCCAGUUGUCAUCAAACAGAGUGUAGGCUUCAAGCAGGAAUUCACAAACAAUUGAGCCAGUUUUAACAGCCAAAAACAACUAAAACAGUCAUCAUUUUGCGGAACUAGAUUCUUCUAAAGUGCACAUUUAGCUAAAGCAUAUGUGUAUAAAACAAAUCCUAACAAGAACAACUACCAUCCAGAACCAAAUCCAAAUUUCUGAAUACAAAGGCUACUUGUUAUGAUCAUCAAGCAGAAUUUAGUCUGAAACCCCAUUAAUGCAUAAAGUAAAAGAACACAAUCAAUUAAAGAGUUGGUCUUACUUGAGCAAGAUAAAACAAAAUUGCUUUGGAAAAUUAGAAUCAAAACAUUUGUAGCAUCCAAUAACUGCGAAUAAUAUAAGGAAAUGCAGUUGAAUAUUAAAAGGGCUAAAAAAAUGAGACAAAACCACCAUAAGAAGAACAUUCUUCUUUCUGAUACUUCAACGGUAAGACUUCUGGAACCUAGCUCUGGCGCCACGACCACCGAACUUCUUGGGCUCGCACCGCCUCGGAUCGGCAACGAGCAGAGUCCUAUCGUACCUCACCAAGAUGUCUUUAAUCUCCUUCUUCUGCUGCUCAU
Messenger RNA from Rubroshorea leprosula, 3814 nucleotides. Lineage: Eukaryota; Viridiplantae; Streptophyta; Magnoliopsida; Malvales; Dipterocarpaceae. The record is from the annotation of a GenBank genome assembly.